Messenger RNA from Gaeumannomyces tritici R3-111a-1, 999 nucleotides. RefSeq lists its product as hypothetical. The transcript has a single exon. Lineage: Eukaryota; Fungi; Ascomycota; Sordariomycetes; Magnaporthales; Magnaporthaceae. The record is from RefSeq and is a predicted model, not a curated record. Bases 1 to 852 code for a protein of 283 amino acids.
AUGGCUCCCCUACCCGCCCCCAAGGUCCCCCUACUCGCGCCCAUGGCUCCCCUAUCCGCCCUCAUGGCCGAACCAGUCACUCCCUGCGCGGGGACGCGCUACAUGCCUCCCGGCUUCCCGAUCCUGGUCCCCAAGCGGCACGGCGGGCACUUCAUCUUUUGCACGCACGACGUCGGCCUCUUCAACGACUUCCUCGCCAACGGCUUCUGCCACAUGACGGAGCACCCGCCCGAGACGGUAUUCUCCAGCCCCAUAAUAUACAGCUGCCCCAGCCGGGAAGCGCUCGCGCCGCGUUGGGGCCUCUCCGACGUCGGCUCGGUGCUGCUCGAGUUCGGCCUCCCCGUCGUCGUGGCCGCGGGCUUCGUGCUCGGCUGCCUGUGCGCGCUGCGCCACGCGCGCCUCGACAAGACGCGACGCGUGCCCCUCUACCCGCGCGGGCCCGCCCGCCGCGCCGCCCUGGUGCUCGCCUGCGGCCUGGUCGUCGCCGCCACCGCCCUGCCGUGGCUGGUCUGGCUCGCGGGCGUGCUGGCGUACGGCGCCGUCGCCUUCGUCGUCUGGCCCUUCUGGGGCGCGGCCAUGUUCCACACCCUGCCGGCGCACCCGCUGCAGUUCUGGGCGCCGUUCGUGCCGCUCGCCCGCCGCGCCAGGGAGCUGCUGGGCGGCGUCGGCGACGUGCGCCUCGCCCGCCGCCGGUCCGCGGGCACGGUGGUGGUUGCGGCGGCGGUGGCGCCGCGCGCGCCGCUCUUCGGGCCGACGGAGCCGCAAGAGGUGUACGUCUACACGCGGAGGAGCAGGCGGGAGAGGAGGAGCCGGAAGAAGCACUGUGUCACGGUGCGAGAGGUGACGAAGUGAUGGGGAGGGGGGAUCUUUGGGGCGAGUAUGUUGGAAAGAAACAACCGCCAAAGAAGGGCAUGUGCGAGCUCGUGAUUGAUAGCAGUAGCAUAUUUGGUAAUUUAAUUGGCCACUGUUCACAUGUUUUCCCAUAUCAUUUCUUCCCGC